AAGAUGGGGAAAGGAUUCAACAACUAUAUGUGCAAAAAGUUUUUCCAUCCUGCCUCGAGAGACAACCUCAAACGGGUAUGGAUGGCAGAGCAGCAAGCUGAAGCGUAUAAGAAAAAACAGGAAGAGCUACGGAACCAGUAUGAAAAGGAGCAGGAACUGCACGAUAACAAGGCUAUGCUUAGCAGGGACAGCAAGGACAAAUUGAGCGUUAACUUUAUGUACGAACUCCCGCCUGGCAUGAAGAAGGAGCGCGAGCAGGAAUCAAACGAGUCCGAGUAUAAGUUUGAAUGGCAGCGCAAAUAUAAUGCACCGCGUGAAAGCUACUGCAAAGGGGACACCGAAAUUCGUGACCAACCAUUCGGUAUACAAGUGCGAAACGUUCGCUGCAUUAAGUGUCACAAGUGGGGCCACAUCAACACGGACAAAGAAUGCACCAUGUACAGUCUGUCGAUGAGCGAGGCGAAGAAAAUACAUUCCGAAGCGGAAGCGAACCAAAUUUUGUCCAAAGGCGAACUCGAGCAGCAGCUGCGAGACGAUGGGCUUGCGAUGAAACGAAGCGCCCAGGAGUUGGUCACCUCACACAAGCUCGUAGCAGACCCGGACGUUGAGCAAGCCGUUCCGGAGACGGAAUUCAUUCGCUCGCUGACAAAAAAGCAAAAAAAGAAACUGUUGAAAAAGUUAGAAAAAAUCGAAAAGCGUCAACGUUUGUCCAAGAAGAAGGGUAAAAAAGGCGCUAGUAGUAGUGACAGCGAUGCUUCUUCAUCCGAUUCGGAUAAAGAAGAUAGAAAGGGUUCGAAAAAGAAAACCAAAAAGUCUCAGCAGCAUCAUCGAUCGGAUGAUCGAAAUGGUGAGCGUUUGGUGCGUGAACGCGCAAAUGAACGGCGGGACAAACCUCGGCACCGUAGUCGUUCUCGUUCUCGUUCUCCACAUGCCGGAUCGUCACGCAGCUAUGAACCGACUAAACACAGCAAGCGUCGUGAUCGUUCCGCUAGUCCAAGGCGAGACCGUAGCAGGCGUUAGGAAUGGAUAUGCUUUCUUGUGUACAACUUCAUAUCAGCUAACGGGUAGAACAAGCCCAUCCUUAUAUACCUACGGACCAUGUGAUUCAGAAUAUCCCUUUACUCGGAAGCUGCUCUAACCUCACCGACACUUCUCAAACAAACCAACACAAAGGUUUAGAAUUAAUUUUGUUUAUUGGAAAAUUUUAAACUUCGCUCAACAUAUCGUAUAAAUAGAACCCACACAGAAUUAAAAUGAUUCCACUGAUUUCUCCCGAAACUGUACCCUGCAAACAGUAGCUUCCUCAACCAACCAAUCUGCGUACACUCUUCAUCGAAGCGAUAUCCCAUCAGCGGAUAGCGGAGUCCCGGCUAUAUUAGAGGCA
Messenger RNA from Anopheles moucheti, 1384 nucleotides. Its product is annotated as corepressor interacting with RBPJ 1. The coding region runs from base 4 to 1020 and encodes 338 amino acids. Gene Ontology annotation, molecular function: transcription corepressor activity. The transcript is spliced from 3 exons. The record is from RefSeq and is a predicted model, not a curated record. Gene Ontology annotation, cellular component: nucleus. NCBI's taxonomy places the organism in Eukaryota, Metazoa, Arthropoda, Insecta, Diptera, Culicidae. Gene Ontology annotation, biological process: negative regulation of DNA-templated transcription.